AUGGCGGACGAUCGGACUUUCUUCAAUGAAAUGCUCGACGAUGCCGGUGGCGCACGCUCGCCCUAUUCAAGGCUGGCCACGUGGCUCGAAGAUAAACCGGCAAAUUUUCUGACCAAAAAAAGCCGGGAUGCGGAAAUGGUAUUCCGCCGACUCGGAAUUACCUUCGCAGUCUACGGCGCGCAGGAAGCAACCGAACGUUUGAUACCGUUCGACCCCAUACCCCGCAUCAUCUCUGCUUCGGAAUGGCGCAGGCUUUCGGCCGGCAUCGAUCAGCGCGUUCGCGCCCUGAACGCUUUCAUGCACGACAUCUAUCAUCGUCAGGAGAUCCUCAGGGCGGGUCGAAUACCGGCAGACCUCAUCCUGCAGAACGAAGCAUUUCUGCCUGAAAUGGCCGGGUUCACCCCGGCACGCAAGGUCUAUGCGCACAUAAUCGGAACCGAUCUCGUACGUGUUUCCGAAAACGAAUUCUACGUUCUGGAAGACAACACCCGCACGCCAUCCGGCGUUUCCUACAUGAUGGAAAACCGGGAAACCAUGAUGCGUCUGUUUCCCGAACUCUUUCAGACGCACCGCGUUGCACCGGUCGAGCAAUAUCCCGAAUUGUUGCGAAGGACAUUGGAGAGUGUCGCGCCCGACCCGUCGAAGUCGGCGCAAACGAUCGUGUUAUUGACCCCCGGCAUCUACAAUUCCGCAUAUUUCGAACACGCCUUUCUUGCAGACUCCAUGGGUGUGGAACUGGUCGAGGGACGCGAUCUGUUCGUCGAUGCCGGCAAGGUCUUCAUGCGCACGACCCGCGAACCGGAACAGGUGGAUGUCAUCUACCGGCGCAUCGACGACGCCUUCCUUGACCCCCUCACCUUCAAUCCGGAAAGCAUGCUGGGCGUUCCCGGACUGUUCGAUGCCUAUCGGGCCGGCAAUGUCACGAUCUGCAACGCGCCCGGAACCGGCAUUGCUGACGACAAGGCAAUCUACGCCUACGUUCCUGAUAUCAUCGAGUUCUACACGGGACAGAAACCGAUACUGAAGAAUGUCCCGACCUGGAAUUGCUCAAGAGCGGAUGAUCUGGCUUACGUUCUCGACAAUCUGGAGAAGAUUGUCGUCAAGGAAGUUCACGGCUCGGGCGGCUAUGGCAUGUUGAUAGGCCCAACGGCGUCCAAACGCGAGAUUGCGGAGUUCCGGAAAGUUCUGGAGGCCACGCCUUCAAACUACAUCGCGCAGCCCACCCUGGCACUUUCCGCCUGUCCGACACAUGUGGCAUCGGGUGUCGCGCCGCGCCAUGUGGAUCUAAGGCCCUUCGUUCUGAUUGGCGACCAGGUUCGCAUCACCCCUGGUGGACUGACCCGCGUAGCCCUCAAGAAGGGCUCACUUGUCGUCAACUCAAGCCAGGGCGGCGGCACCAAGGACACCUGGGUACUCGAGGACUGA
Effrenium voratum is the source of this 1425-nucleotide messenger RNA. NCBI's taxonomy places the organism in Eukaryota, Dinophyceae, Suessiales, Symbiodiniaceae. The record is from the annotation of a GenBank genome assembly.